Wasmannia auropunctata (little fire ant) is the source of this 6370-nucleotide messenger RNA. RefSeq names its product putative RNA-binding protein 15 (gene nito). The transcript has 2 exons. Bases 543 to 2861 code for a protein of 772 amino acids. Gene Ontology annotation, biological process: regulation of alternative mRNA splicing, via spliceosome. Gene Ontology annotation, cellular component: nucleus. Lineage: Eukaryota; Metazoa; Arthropoda; Insecta; Hymenoptera; Formicidae. Gene Ontology annotation, molecular function: mRNA binding. The record is from RefSeq and is a predicted model, not a curated record.
UUUCUCGCAUUAAUUUUGUUAAAUAAUAAACUGAUAAACAUUCGUGUGAAGCAAAUUUCUUACGCAAAGGCUACGAAUUCGUCGAUAGAAAUUAAUAUUAAAGUAUAAAUUGUGAAAAGAUAAUAAGAAAAAAAAAAUUCUAUUCUCAGUGUUUUCAUUUCCCUUCUUUUUCGAUCGGAGCGAGUUUUAAAAUCGCGCGCCGGAAGUCGUCGCGAGCGAGAGUUGGCGCGCGCAUGCGACGGUAGCGCGGCGGCGGCGGCGACGACAACGACAACGACAACGACGGUGACAAUUCCGUCGCCAUUUUGUUCGCUCGUUACAUCGCAAACAGGCGAGGUACAGCGUGCAGCGGAGAGAUAAGUCGUUUCUGCCAAGGGAAAAAAAAGGCAGUUUUCUAGCAAAGCCUUGGACCCGUUUCGUCCUCCCGCUUCUCUCUUUCUCUCUCUUUUCUCCUUCAUCUUUCACACUCCUCCGUAUCUCCCGCGUAUCGUUCUUUUCUCCUGUUCCUCGUCGGGCUGCGGUGCAAGCAGCAAGCAGCGUUGAUGAUUGGGAUUCCGCGGGACGAUCGACACAAAAUCACGGUCAAGAUCCGCAACAACAUGAAGAGGAGCUCGAGUCGCGACACCCCGCCUCCUCGCGUCAAGCGGAGCCGCUCUUCCAUGGGACGAUACGAUGACUCCAGCGACGAGCGCAUCAGCCCGGAGAGGAUCCGGCGACGGAGCCGAGGCGCGAGAAGUCCCAGCCCGCCCACGCGGGCCUCCUCACACGCCCGCUACGUUGAAUCCAGCUCCCAUCGGGACGAGUAUUUGCGCGCGUCGCGCGACGUGCCGCGGGAGCGGCCGUACAGCUACAAGAUGCUCUGCGUCAGCUCCAUCCAUCCGAAGGCGAGCGACGAGGUGAUCAAGGAGACGCUGUACCGGGAGUACAAGAAGUUCGGCGACUUCUCCAUACAGAUCUCGCACGAACCGGACGAGCGCGUCGCCUACGUGUGCUUCCGCAGCUCGGAGGACGCCCGCGACGCCAAGCACGCGAAGCCCCGCAUCAUCAUGUACGACAAGAUGGCCCUGGUCGAGCCGGUGUACGACAGACCCGAGACCUACCGCCGCCCGCGGUCGAUCACGCCGCCGGACUACGAGAGGUACUACGCCCGGUCGCCCGGGCCCACGGAUCGGCACAGGCCGCUCGAGCGUUACGAGCGCGUGUACGGGCCGCCGGUGGGCCUGCCGCCGCAUCGCGAGAUGCGCCGCGAGACCAUUCCGCCGCCGCAUCACGAGUUCGUCCGGCCGCCGAUACAUCCGCACGGGCCGCCGCACGUUCACCCGGGGCCGCCCCAUCAUUACGGACCGCCGCGGCACAUGAUGAUGCGCCAUCCGGUGCACGGUUUCGAGCGGGUGGAGAACAAGAAGGACAAGUUCCCCAAUUAUCUGCACCACGUGUCGCCGGAGGACGACCCGCUGGCGACCAGGACCCUGUUCGCCGGCAAUCUGGAGAUCAACAUCACGGAGGAGGAGCUGCGCCGUAUAUUCAGCAAGUACGGCAUCGUCGACGACAUCGACAUAAAGCGUCCGCCGCCCGGCACCGGCAACGCGUACGCCUUCGUGCGCUUCCAAACCCUCGACAUGGCUCAUCGAUGCAAGGUGGAGCUGUCGGGUCAGUACAUCGGCAAGUUUCAGUGUAAAAUCGGCUACGGCAAGGCGACCCCGACGACGCGGAUUUGGGUGGGUGGCCUGGGACCGUGGACCUCCGUGCCGCAGCUUGAACGGGAGUUCGAUCGAUUCGGUGCGAUAAAGAAGAUCGACUACAUCAAGGGUGACAGCAACGCCUACAUUCUCUACGACUCGAUCGACGCUGCCCAGGCUGCAGUCAAAGAGAUGCGUGGCUUCCCUCUGGGCGGGCCGGAUCGUAGACUAAGAGUGGAUUUCGCCGACGUGACGCCGGGCUUCGGCUUCAAGCCCAGAUCGUAUACCGAGGACAGCGGCGACUUCAGACCACGUCCAGUCGACUACGAAUCGCCGUACGAUCCUUACGGGCCUGACGGUGAAUUCGGUUACGGGCCGCGGGGCUUCCGGGGCGGAAGGGGCAACGCGCCGUGGCACGACCGACGUGGAAGCUCUCGAGGUGGUUACAGAGGCUCCUAUCCCGAGGGCUACGUACGCGACGAGACCGACUGGUCGAGUAGAAGACCGCCGCCGGAAUUGGAGUACGAGGCGCCACGUGGUCUCAGACGAUCGCUCUCGCGCGAGCCGGGAGUCGACAGGUCGAGAUCGCGUUCACCGCGUAGACGGCAGAUAGAUUCGGACUCCGAUUCAGAGAACGCGCGCACAGGAAUGCUGUCGACGUCCCGUACGCUACCGGACGUGGCGCGCAAGUCGAUCGCGGUGUGGCAAGGCGCGUUGAUACUGAAGAACUCGCUGUUCCCAGCCAAGUUUCACCUGACCGACGGCGAGACCGAGAUAAUCGACUCUCUGAUGAAGGACGAGGAGGGUAAGCACAUGCUGCGCAUUACCCAGCGGUUGCGUCUCGAUCAACCAAAGCUGGACGACGUGUCUAAACGGAUCCAAACGUCGAGCUCGCAUGCCAUCUUUCUCGGUUUGGCCGGCUCGAGCACCGCGGUCACGAACGAGGACGCCAAUGUGCAAACACGACCGCUGCGCAAUCUGGUCUCCUAUCUGAAGCAGAAGGAGGCCGCCGGUGUCAUAUCGUUACUGAACAAGGACACGGAGGGCACCGGUGUGCUCUACGCCUUCCCACCCUGUGCAUUCUCGACGGAACUCUUGAAACGCACGUGCCCCAGUUUGAGCGAAGAGAGUCUCAAGGAGGAUCACCUGGUGAUUGUAGUGGUGAAGGGGGGUAGCGCCUAAGAAAAAUUCUUAAUAUCGUCUUGUGUCCGUAUUUUCUAUAUCGUAUAAGUGCAAAGAUUCUUCAAUACGCGAUCCUUAAGGAGCUUUUCUAUCUUGAUCGUUUUGCGAGGGAAUACUUGUCUCAAAAUGGAUUGACCGAAAAGUAUGACAUUUUGUAUUUAAAAAAAAAACUGUAAAAUGAAGAAAAAUUUUUAAUUUUUUCCAUAUAAAAUGUUUAGCGCUGCAAAAUCUGCAUUUUGGAAAUUGUGCUGCAUAAUCUGAAGUAUAGAGUAUUUGUGACGGUAAAUAUUUUAUGUGGAAGAAACUGAGAAUGUUUCCUCAUUGAACAGUUUUUUAGACAUCAAGUUAUAUAAAUGAAUAAUUACAUUGUUAAAAUGUCGUGCUCUUCGUUCAGUCCGUUUUCAGGAAUGCAUCUCCGCGCCGAACGAUCGGCAAGCCUCUUAAACUGCGAAAAACAAUGUACAGAACUUGUGAGAAGGAGAAUUUGUGUUUUUUGAUCGAUGUAAGUAUUUCGCUUUCUACUGGCUUCCAGACACGAGUUUAAUCUCAUAUGAUUGUAGACGGUAUACUUUGAUACUUUUUUUUAUACUAAUGUACAUUGCAUUGACAUGGGAGUGUCAGGUAUAUUAUAUCCCACAAUCAGACAUGUGAUAGGAGCUGGCAGUGCCCGACGAUCGACUCGCGAGUUUAUGCCAGUCGGCUGGAUUUACACGAAAAAUUGUGCGAAUCCGGACGCUUACGUGAAUUAGGCAGUCGAAAUUAGGCAAUGCGAGUUUUUAUCAUGAAGACUUAAUCCUUGUAUAGUUGUAAACUUAACGAUAGAGACGAGAGGAUGACGCAACUUUGAAAUAUUACUGAAAGACAUUGUGUUCUCUGUAUAGUAAUCUUGAUUUGUGAUAUAUUUUUCCAGAAUUACGACUGCUUCUCCGUAAAAUGCACACACAUCGCGUCGACGUUACUGUUAACGCCGAGAAAUUAGAGUACUUAUUUUCUAUCAAAAAACACAACCUAUUGAUACCGUUCCCUAGUUUAGAUUUAUCAGGUAGCGAUUACCAAAUGGUAAAGUUUCUAUUCGGCAAAAUCGUUAUUGACCACACUAUGAAUACUAUGAAUACUGUAAUCCUCAUUACCAUAAGUGAAUGCUAUUAAUUACUUUUAGUAGUACAAGAAUCUAUUAAGAAUCUAUUUGUAUUAUAUACGUGUAUACAUUACAUAACUAUCUAUACGUACAUAUUAGUAAUAAUAUUGUGCACAGUUCUUUCACAUUUGCAAGCAUAUAAAAUUAAUGUGAUUAAGUUUACUUCUUGGCCAAUGCAAAAAUGGAUUGUCUUCUCGAGACCUAUUUUUUACAUAUGUGUGCACAUAAAAAUAAAUACCUGACGAAUGAUUGGCUUGAAAAUAAUGAAAUUAAGAAAGGAGAUUCUUUGAUAAUUUGUAGAUUUUUGAAAUAUUAGAUACGUGGAAAGUCUUAGAUACAUUUUCAUUGAUAUAAAAAUUAUAUACUUUUAAACUGUAAUUUAUUAAGAGUGGUAUAUAUUAUUUUGUACUCAAAAGUACUUUCAAGUGUAACAAAUAGUAUGUAACUCUUAUAACGAUAUGAGAACACGCAUAUAGAUCGAAAGGAAAAAAAAAUUUAAUUUUUAAUGUAAAAUCACAAUGGCGAAAAAUGUGAAAGGUCUGGGUUAGAGUACGUUUGAUAUGGAAAAUUUAUAUAAUUAAUCGUUUCACGACUUAUUUCUGUAGAUUUCUCUUGUGUGGCAUAACAUUUAAGUGAUUGUGCAGUAAGUAAAAUCCGUGAAUGUAGUUAAAGUUUUUUAAAGUUUUGGACUGUGCCCAAAUGAGUGAAGACAGUGAGAGGAAAAAAAAAAGAUCAAAUCCAGGAAGAGACAGAAAUCCGCUUGACCGCAAAAUAAAGUUUGUCCAUCUGUGUUUUCAUAAUGUCAACAGAAGUUUAUUCCUUUUUUCAGUGAGGACUGGUUUCUUUUCGUCUAAAAGACAGUGUUUGGUGGCAUUAACAAAAAAAAAAAAAAGAAUGAGCUCUGAACAUGUGUCUAGUGAAAUGUAAAGAAAAAGUAAAGUGAUUUGUGCUCCGCGUUCCGGUAUGGAGAGGGGAGCAUCAUCCCCGCGACGUCCGAAGGUGGUAUAUUUUUAUAUUCCCCUUCGGACAUCACAUCGGGAGAAAGGUGCGUCUCUGCCAUACCUGAAUGCGACUGAAGGUGCAGUGGUUAAGUAUAUUUAGUGUUUGAACGGAAAAAAAAUAGAUGCAGUUUAUGUAGAGAGAAAAAAAAUUACAAAAUGUGUCAAUUUUCUUGGUACCGUUCUUCACCUGUCAAAAAUCUCGAAAAUUCUCGAUUGAACGUUUACAAGUGAUAUCAAUUCAAUUCCACAGAAAUGCUUCCAUUCGCGAUAUUCGAGGAAAUUAAAUGUUAAAGAGAAAAGAGCUUUGAUCAGAGACGGAGAUUAGGGGCCAGUAAGAUAAAUCGGACGUUCACGUUGAGUCGAUUGAGAACGUUGGCGUCGCAACUCCUCGAUUAAAAAAAAAAAUGCAUGCAUGUGUCCGGGAGAUAACAAGUUAGACUGCUUUCGAUCUUGACAAAAAGUUCAGUUUAUAAAAUUCGAUCUUUCGCUCUCGUUAAGUGAAGUUUAUGUCGUGCAACAUGGUGCUGUGAUAAUCAAUCGUUUUAGCAAUGACAAUCCGGGAGGGGUGGGGAAAAAAAAAAUGAUUUCGAAAAACGACGCGACUAUGUAGGUCGUUUAAAUUUCAAGUGUUUGGUGUCAGCCGAGUAACGUCAAUUCUCUCGAUUUCUCGCGCGGGCGAGGAGGCUGCCGGCGCGUAUCACUCGUCGCCUCCCUCUCUCCCCCACCCCCCCUCGUUGUGACGUUUCCUUAGUGUUUUUCUGUGGCUUGUGGAUUCCGCCGGGCGGGGAGAGAGAAGCAGAGAUAAGGUCGUCGCGAAAUUAACUUUCACCCGGGAAACGCGUAGUUGUCGAAAUUCUAUUUCGCGCGCGAUAAGAAUAUAGCUGGUGUCGUCUGUCCGUCGUAUCAAAAUUGUGCAUCUGGAGUUAGUAAUCGCGGAACUGUAACGAGAGAGAAAGAGAGGGAGUAAGAACUGUAGGAAAAGACACAGUGAGCGGGCGAGAGUCGUAGAGAAUCUAAAAUCAUCCUCUCUCGAUUCUGUGUGCGGGCAAAAAGUCAAAGUGAGUUCCAUCAGUGAGUGCUGUGCCGCUCCUUAUUUCGCCCGCCACCGCAGUAUUUUCCUCGUAUCUCUCUCGCUGGACUCCGGCGUGGAUUGGCUGCACUACACGGAAUUUCGUCGCAGCUUCUGGCUGUGUAAAGAAAGAGAGAGAGAGAGAGAGAUAAAAAAAAUGUGUUUUCAGAAAAAUCUGUUUCAGAAUCCACCCACGGAACGGAAGGCAGAUCACGCUCGCGAUCGGAGAUCGUCUCUCUUGUUUGUAUCCAGACUUGAACAAAAAAAAAAGAGAAAAGAAUAAAUCACAGACCUAAGACAA